AUGCCUGACCAGGUGCAGGCCAUCUUAGCCUCGGGGAAAGUGCACUUUAUUGUCGGUGACAUGCGGAAGGCAGACUUUGGCCUCAAGAACGAGGUGCUCGAGGAGUUGCGCGAGCAGGUCACUCUGGUCAUCCACACAGCAGCCAAAAUCAGCCUCGAGGCGAGUUUAGUGGAUGCUUUCGAGAACAAUUGUCUCCCAGCAUUGGAAAUGGCCCGUAUUGCUUCGCGGUUCCGCCGGCUGAAGCUUCUCAUCCAACUUUCCACAGCGUACGCCAACAGCUUCUUGCCUGAUGGGCCAGUGUUAGAGCGACCGUACACUCUCCCGGAUCACGAUGGAGAUGAUGACCCCGAAGAAGAGUUAUCAUCGAUCUUGACAUUGAAUCAGUCCCCCAUAGCGAAUCGAUUCUCCUCGCCCUACGCGCAGGCCAAAUAUAUCAUGGAACGACUGCUCCCACGUCGGUUCCCCUUGCUGCCCAUCUUGUUGGUACGACCGACCAUCUUCGGCCAGGCUUUACGAGAUCCGUUUCCCUUGUAUGGACUGGAGAAUUCGACCCCGAUGAACAAGUUCUUCCAGCAUUUCUUGGCCGACCGUGGCGCCACGCAGGUAUGGCAUGCAGCAGCAGGAUACACAACCGGCGCCAACAUCAUCGACGAGAUUCCUGUAGAUUUUGUCGCCAACGCAUGUUUGGUACAUGCUGCUACACGAACAACGGGUAUUGUACAGGUCGGCGCGCAGCUCUAUGAGCCCUUCACUUUUGACGCAUUCUUGGAGAUGGCCGUUAGUAAUGCGCCGCCUGCUAUUCUCCGUGAUCUUCCUCGAGUGGUCUUCACCGAGGACCUCAAUGCACCGCAGUGUUUCCUGGCCGAGCUAGUACAAGUAGCUUCACGGCAUUGGUUGUUCGAUUGUGGUCGGUCUUAUUGGUUGAAGCAGCUUGGGGGUCCCUUGAGUCUCCAACAAUGCAAGCCACAGGUGGACGAGGUGAAUCGACGGCGGCUGCAGCAGAUUUACAGUCGAUUGAUGAAAAAGGAAAAGGCACGACUGUAG
Molecule: messenger RNA, 1044 nt
Organism: Penicillium waksmanii
Lineage: Eukaryota; Fungi; Ascomycota; Eurotiomycetes; Eurotiales; Aspergillaceae
Exons: 1
Coding region: 1-1044 (347 amino acids)
Biological process (GO): long-chain fatty-acyl-CoA metabolic process
Cellular component (GO): peroxisome
Molecular function (GO): alcohol-forming very long-chain fatty acyl-CoA reductase (NADP+) activity
Source: RefSeq, a predicted model, not a curated record